This is a messenger RNA of Pieris macdunnoughi, 1020 nucleotides long. The record is from the annotation of a GenBank genome assembly. Lineage: Eukaryota; Metazoa; Arthropoda; Insecta; Lepidoptera; Pieridae.
AUGAAAUAUUUUUUGUUGUUCGUCGAUGACUUUAGUCGGAUGGCAUUUGUUUAUUUCUUGAAGACCAAAGAUGAAGUAUUUUCUUUUUUCAAAGCAUUCAAGACGUUAGUAGAAAAUCAGACAGGCAGAAAGUUGAAAGUGUUGAGGUCAGAUAAUGGUACAGAAUUCUGCAGUAAGGAAUUUGAAAAUUUCUUGCAAUUGGCCGGAAUAGUACAUCAAAAAACCUGUGCAUACACACCGGAACAAAAUGGUCUCUGUGAAAGGUACAAUCGUACAAUUGUAGAAAAAGCGAGAUGUUUGUUAUUCGAUGCAGGAUUGAAAAAAUGUUUUUGGGCAGAAGCAGUAAACACUGCAGUUUAUCUGCGGAACAGGUCAAUCGCAUCAGGAUUGGAUAACAAGACGCCUAUAGAAAUAUGGACCGGUACUAAGCCAGAUGUCAGUAAUCUACGAAUCUUUGGAAGUAAGGCUAUGGUACACAUACCAAAAGAAAAAAGGUUAAAAUUGGACAGAAAAGCAACUGAUGGUAUUCUUGUUGGUUACUCAGACAACAUAAAAGGUCACCAAGUUUACAAUCCCAAAAAUAACAAAGUAACAAUAGCAAGAGAUAUUGUUGUGAUUGAGGAGGGGAUUGACCAGAAACAAGAAGUGAUACACAUUAAUAUUAGUGAGGGCACAAAUGAUAUCUUUCCUAUGAAAGAAGAAAGGGAAGAAUGUACCCAAGAAGUGGGGAACAUGAUGCACACAAAACCAGAGAAAGAUCAGGAGCAGAAAGAGGUACUGAGCCUCAAAGAAAGCCAUGACACUGACGGCUUUGAGGACUCCGAAGACGUACUAGCAGCUGAACCUGCGGAGCCUGUACCAGCCAGGCCACAGCUUCCUUCUCAGCCAAGGCACUCUCCCAUGUUGCCGGUGGAAAUGCCUGCUAAGCGCCUACGCAAGCAGACUGAUCGUUACGGUUUUGGUGUUGUGUGUGAAGGUCAAACCAGUGAAACAAGUGCUAGUGAAAUAUCUCUAAAUUGA